Messenger RNA from Entamoeba invadens IP1, 756 nucleotides. RefSeq lists its product as hypothetical. The record is from RefSeq and is a predicted model, not a curated record. The coding region runs from base 1 to 756 and encodes 251 amino acids. Lineage: Eukaryota; Evosea; Mastigamoebida; Endamoebidae. The transcript has 2 exons.
AUGUCGUGUCAACGUAUUGUAGGUGGUAAGCAAUAUCAAGUGUGGUACCGUGUCAGUUUCUUUGGGAUGCAUGGAGUCGGUAUAACCAGUUUAAUUAAAAAGCUGAUAGGUGACAAGUAUAACGAGAAAGCAACUGAAAAAGAUAUGCAAUCCGUGUGGUUGAAAUAUAAGUCCAACACUAUAUGUCUCUUGGAUUUAAUUGAAGCAACAGUCGAAGAGGAUCAGCCACCCAACAAGAAGAAUUUGAUUGUGGAGAAGCUUGAUUUGUCGUUUAUAGUGUGUUCCCCCGACCAACCCCUUUCCAUUGAAAAUUUAGAGAACGUCCGCCGUUCUGCUGAUAAAAUUAUCGACGCUGGGCUUUCCAACGUUCAAUUUUUAGUUCUUAAAAGUGAUUUGGAAAUAUUACCCAAGCAAAAACAAAUCAUUGAAAAAACAGCGGAGACCAACAAAGCAAAAAUAUUUUACUGUUCCGUUCAAAGUGAUAUUGGAUGUACUGAGUUAUUCGAUUUCAUCAAAACUGAGGCCGACAUCAAAACCCGCGCUUAUUUAAUCGAAAAAUCGCGUGCAAAUCGGUCCAAAAAUCGGGUCACAAUGGCACUUGGGCAAUUCGCUCAAAAGAAAGAAGAGGACAAAAUCCAACGCGACCAGUCCGUCAUGAUCAAAAGUGAAAUAUGUAGAAGUGAAACCGUUGAAUAUUACAACCCGGAAGAGGAUAUCACAAAAACAAAGAAAGAAAAGAAGUGUCGUAUAGUAUGA